AUUCUCAACUCGGGAUUUUUUUUUUUUGCAUGGAGGGUUUUAGAAGAAUUGAGUCUCGAACGAGUUCAGAGGCAUCUGUCUCUGAGUUGAUUCCUCAGAUAUCACCCGAGUUUGCUCACCAUGGACAAAAUCCAAGCCUGGAUUCUCUGAUGAAAGAAACUACCUCUAUAGAAUGGACAGAUGAGAAGCACAGUUUAUACCUUAAUUCCAUGGAAGCAUCAUUUGUUAACCAGCUAUAUGAUUCUACGAAUUCUCUUGGCUGGAACUCAAAGGAGAAAUUGCCAGUAUCAAAAUCAUCGAGGAAACCGCAUUGUAUCUCUUCAGGCCAGUUUAAGGUCCUUCGAGGUGGUUUCUGGAAGAAGAUCAAUUUUGAAAGACCUGGAUUUAUACUAAAUAAAAGAGAUGGCUCUCAUUCUUUUGUGGGGAGUCCUUGGAUCCAACACUUCAGAUCUGGGUCAACGUCUCGUGGUGUUUUAGCCUCUUGUAGUCUUCAAGAUAACGGUUCAUCCGAAGAGGUGUCGGAUCAGAACUUUGUAGACGAGGAACAAGGUGAAAAAGACUAGCAGUGAAUCUAGCUCAAAGAAGCUGAAAACUCUGGUAACUGAUGCUUCAUGCAAUGAUCAGGUUGUUCCAUGAGGUGAAGUCUCGACCAGUGAUACAGUGAGCAAACAGAUUCCAUAGACGUUCGUUUUUGGUGUCAACAUGUAUAUGUUAU
Hibiscus syriacus is the source of this 715-nucleotide messenger RNA. RefSeq names its product cold-regulated protein 27-like. Gene Ontology annotation, biological process: response to cold; regulation of circadian rhythm. NCBI's taxonomy places the organism in Eukaryota, Viridiplantae, Streptophyta, Magnoliopsida, Malvales, Malvaceae. Bases 30 to 563 code for a protein of 177 amino acids. The record is from RefSeq and is a predicted model, not a curated record. The transcript has 6 exons.